GAAGUUGAAUUUAUCUUGUUUCUUUUCCAUACUAAGGGACAGAAAGAAAAAUCUUCCUUUGUCAACUGUGAACGGUGGGUGUUGCAAUCUGAAAUUCUGCAUCUAGGAAAUUUUGGUUCCGUGGAUGGCGCUUUUCACAUCCCCAAACCCCAUCACACUGCACAGAUUCCGUCCAUGUUUACCAAUUACUCGCUUCGCUGCAAAUCCUCAACACAGUCGCAUCAACACCCGCAAAUUUCAGACUUUAGCUUGCCAAACAAAUCCUAACCCCAAUCAAAAGGAUGUCCCUCCAAGGGAACAAGAAAAACCAGUAGUUGAACCUACCACAGUCAAUACUCAGACCACUAAGACGACCACAAGUUCACUUCCUCAAUUGCCAAACAAAGAUGUCAACAACAAAAUCGCACUUGUUUCUACUUUAGCGGCUUUGGGACUUUUCCUGUUUGCCAGGUUGGAUUUAGGUGUUUCUCUCAAAGAUCUCUCUACCACUGCAGUGCCUUACGAAGAGGCUCUCUCCAAUGGGAAACCCACUGUGGUCGAGUUUUAUGCAGAUUGGUGUGAGGUAUGUCGGGAAUUAGCUCCAGACGUAUACAAAGUUGAGCAGCAAUACAAGGAUCAAGUUAAUUUUGUAAUGUUGAAUGUUGAUAACACAAAGUGGGAGCAAGAGCUUGACGAGUUUGGCGUGGAGGGUAUUCCACAUUUUUCAUUCCUUGAUAAGGAAGGGAAUGAGGAGGGUAAUGUUGUGGGUAGGCUUCCCAGACAGUACCUGCUUGAAAAUGUGGAUGCCCUUGCUCGUGGACAAGCAUCCGUUCCUCACGCUCGUGUUGUAGGCCAAUAUUCAAGUGCUGAAACAAGGAAUGUGCAUCAAGUUGUUGAUCCAAGAAGUCAUGGUUAGAUGACCAGUUUCAUCUGUCAGUGAGCAAACAACUUGUUACUCUUGUUUACAUUUAUUUUUUCUUAUCCACAUCACAAUCUUAUUAUGAACAUUGUGCAAGUCUGUCAUAGAUUAGGAUCUAAAAAUCUAGAUAUCAGUCACACACAUGUUAGCUCAAAUGUGUCUAUAUUCUUAGUCUUGUUAUAAUUAAAAUUCACUUGAAUGUUUACA
This is a messenger RNA of Vigna umbellata (rice bean), 1105 nucleotides long. Its product is annotated as thioredoxin-like protein HCF164, chloroplastic. Gene Ontology annotation, molecular function: oxidoreductase activity, acting on a sulfur group of donors, disulfide as acceptor. NCBI's taxonomy places the organism in Eukaryota, Viridiplantae, Streptophyta, Magnoliopsida, Fabales, Fabaceae. The record is from RefSeq and is a predicted model, not a curated record. Gene Ontology annotation, cellular component: chloroplast thylakoid membrane. Gene Ontology annotation, biological process: cytochrome b6f complex assembly.